GUACGUAUCCGAAUGUCUAAUUCCAUGAUGAAGAAAGUUAAACUUAGUGUUAGUCGCGGAAUGUCUAAUUCCAUGACAAAAAAAGUUGAAGUCAAUGAUUAUGUACACAGAGACAUGUUCAGCGAUUUACCUGAGUGCAUUAUCCUUCACAUACUCUCUUUUUUGAAUACCAAAGAUGUCGUUAGAACAUGUAUUUUAUCCUCAAGAUGGAAGGAUCUCUGGAAACGUCUCCCUGCUCUUAGUUUCGAUUAUCGAGACUUUCGAACUGGUGAUAUGUUCAACGAGUUUGUGUUUAAGGCUUUAUCUCUUCGCGAUUCUUCUAUCUCACUGCACACUCUCGACUUUGAUAAAGGAAUUUGUCGCUUGGAGCGUCGCUUACUUAGAUUUGUUGUGGAUUAUGCUAUUUUACACAAUGUUCAACGGCUCCGACUUAGUGCAGCUAGUGGCACUGCACAAAUUCCUCACAAAUUAUUUUCAUUGAAGACUUUAACACAUCUCACCCUUGCUAUUUCCAAUUCCAAGCGCGGCUUUGACCACAUUUCUCUCAAUUUGCCAUCAUUAACAUAUCUUAACCUUUCUAUUCAUCAUGCUAUGGAAACCCCGUUUCCAAACUCUCUCACUUUGCCAGCAUUAUCUACCUUGGAACUAGACAAUCUUAAGUUUUAUGUUGGCGAUAAUGGUUGCGCUGAACCAUUUUCGACCUUUAGUAGGUUGGAAAGUUUGUCCGUUUCCGAAUGCACCGUGAAAGGUGCAGGAACCCUCUGCAUAUCAAGCGUAAGUCUCGUCAAUUUUAAUAUGUACAUUGAGUCAGACGAAGACGACUAUUAUAAAAUUGUUCUUUGCACUCCGGAUCUUCGUACAUUUGCUUUUAGUGGAUAUCCUUAUCAGGAUAUAUCUUGGAGCAAUGUUUCUUCUCUUGAACAUGUAGAUAUUGACGCGGAAGUAUUUUUAAGUAGUUGUGCGCCCGUCUCAGGAAAUCGAUUUCCAGUAUAG
Messenger RNA from Vicia villosa (hairy vetch), 993 nucleotides. RefSeq names its product F-box/LRR-repeat protein At3g26922-like. Bases 13 to 993 code for a protein of 326 amino acids. Gene Ontology annotation, molecular function: protein binding. Lineage: Eukaryota; Viridiplantae; Streptophyta; Magnoliopsida; Fabales; Fabaceae. The transcript has 2 exons. The record is from RefSeq and is a predicted model, not a curated record.